This is a messenger RNA of Eleginops maclovinus (Patagonian blennie), 3642 nucleotides long. It is a transcript of the gene kdsr, whose product is annotated as 3-ketodihydrosphingosine reductase. The coding region runs from base 272 to 1351 and encodes 359 amino acids. Gene Ontology annotation, cellular component: endoplasmic reticulum membrane. Gene Ontology annotation, molecular function: 3-dehydrosphinganine reductase activity. Lineage: Eukaryota; Metazoa; Chordata; Actinopteri; Perciformes; Eleginopidae. Gene Ontology annotation, biological process: sphingolipid biosynthetic process. The record is from RefSeq and is a predicted model, not a curated record. The transcript is spliced from 10 exons.
UACCCUGGUUAAGCGUCCGUUUGCAGUGCACAGUUCGAUUUGUUUUGGUUUCUACAGACAGCGCUUGGUACCGGGGAGCGAAGGUCCACCGCGUACUUAAUCUGGUCGUUACACUGCUUUGACUUACUGACAAACCUUCCAACUACUCCUCCCCCCCCUGUGUUUCGCCUCCCCCUUUGAGGGCAAUUGCCUGCCUCGUAGCUCCCGUUAUCGGACCCCAGAAGCUGGCCUGCUAGUUAGCAAACAAGCUAACGAUAGUCAGGUUUCACCCAUGUCCUCUGAAGAAGCGUUGAGCUCAACGAUCACGGAUUGGCUUUUUAUCAACUCCUGGUGGCUCCUUCUGCCAUUCAUCAUGCUUAUUGUAGUGGCUGCCUUUAUUGUUGCCUUUGUGUUGCUGUUAUACAUGAUAUCGCCUCUUAUUAGUCCCAAACCUCUGAAACUGAACGGGGCCCACGUCGUGGUGACAGGAGGCUCAAGUGGGAUUGGAAAAUGCAUUGCAAUUGAGUGCUACAGACAAGGAGCAUUCAUUACUUUGGUUGCACGGAAUGAGGCGAAAUUGCUUCAAGCAAAGAAGGAGUUGGAGAAAUUUGCCAUCAAUGACAAACAGGUGGUGCUCUGCAUAUCGGUGGAUGUUUCGAGUGAUUACAGCCAGGUGGAAAGUGUGAUAAAACAGGCUCAAGAAAAGCUUGGUCCUGUGGAUAUGUUAGUGAACUGUGCUGGUUUAUCCAUUUCCGGAAAGUUUGAAGACAUGGAAGUGGAUCGUUUCAAAAAAAUGAUGGAAGUGAAUUACCUUGGCAGUGUUUACCCUACGCGGGCUGUCAUAACCACCAUGAAGGAACGAAGGAUGGGCCGCAUCUUGUUCGUGUCCUCCCAAGCCGGCCAGAUCGGCCUGUUUGGAUACACUGCCUACUCACCAUCCAAGUUUGCCCUGCGUGGCUUAGCUGAGUCUCUGCAGAUGGAGAUAAAGCCUUACAAUAUCUAUGUGACUGUGGCCUACCCGCCUGACACUGACACUCCAGGAUUGGCUGAGGAAAAUAAGACCAAGCCUCUAGAGACCAAAUUAAUCUCUGAAACCUCUGGAGUGUGUCAACCAGACCAAGUGGCCAAAAUCAUUGUUCGGGAUGCAGUGCAGGGGAACUUCAACUGCUCUGUGGGACCCGACGGUUACAUGUUAUCCGCCCUCACCUGUGGAAUGUCCCCUGUUACUUCCAUCACAGAGGGUCUCCAGCAGAUUGUUACCAUGGGGUUAUUUCGGACCAUCGCCCUCUUCUACCUGGGGAGUUUUGAUAGUAUUGUUCGCCGCUGCAUGAUUCAGAGGGAGCAGUCCAAAGCAGCUGACAAGAGGGAGUGACAGCAGCCUUACCUUAUUCAAAGUCCGAUGCCCCUCCUUUGCACCCCCCCAUCCCAUCCCCUCCUCCAGCUGUAUAAGUGCACAACUCUAGGUGGAGGAAAGGUCAGGAUUUGAGUGUAUUUAUGAUAUCAGAAGAGAGGAUUAAAAAAACUGGCAGAUGUUUACUAUUUGCUUCUAGAGUUACACAACUCCUCCAUAGACUUCAGUCAUUUUGAUUAUUCUAUCCUCUGAGCAUUCCAGUGACUUUUCAGUUUGAUAGUCCACCUGCUUCUUUUUGAGGUAGUAGCCUUACUUUAAGGGAAUGGGGGCAGUCUAAACAUCCCACAGCCUUGUUUUAAAGUAGACAGGCUUUUUGAAACUUUGACUAGAUGUCAGGCCUCCACUUGCACAGUGCUGUUUUUUCUUAGUUUAUUUCGCACAGUGGUAAAUCAACAGACCGUCUGUCCGACCGGUUGUGCCAAAUAAAUAUAAAAAAAUCCCUCCCACCAGGGGUUAUUGUGAAAACCAGAAGGGUAACUCCCAGCUUUUAUCUUCACAUGUCAUGUAUUACAAAGGAAAGUCCAACAUGUUAGAAUUUCUCAGUUAUGUCUAAAUAAGGCCCUUAUUCUCUACCUUUUCAUACCAAAAGUCUUUGCAGGCAAAGCACUUUCCUUUUUCACUGAAUUACCUCUGUGUUUAAAACAAGUUGAGACCCUAUGUGUUUUGUUGUUGUGCUCUGUGUCUGAACCAAGCUUACAUUGAGAGACAAGAGCACUCUUCAGUUCUAUCAGAUAGCAGAGAGACAGAGUGUGUGAUGUGUUUAUACAUUUACUAAUGCAAAAACAUAAUUUCUAGAAAAAAAUAAUAUUUCAACAUUUCAGAUGCAGUUUUUUGGCAAAUAUAUUUGGGUGAAUUGUUUGCAUGAUUGUGUGUGUGUUUUGGGUUUGCUGUGACUGAGCCAAACCCCCGAGGGGAGAAAAGCCAUUCAAUUUUAUCAUCUCUGGAAUAAACGCACCAAAUUAUUUCCCUUGGCAUCCUAUCUUAUUUCAUUGAGAAAGGAAAGCAGGUACUACUGGUUGAAGCCAUGAAAUAAAAACAGAGAACAGGACCAGCACUGGUAAUUUCACUCUUCACCUGUGAAUAUGACCAGAGUUCAAUACACAUUUUCUCAUUAAGUGUUAAUGGAAGCAUAUCAUUAUUCCAUGAAGUUUGUGUCCGAGCACAUAUUCAUCCAGUCAAGAUCCAAGUGGGAUCCAUCAUUUGUUGGGGUGGUGUAAGUCAGGGCAGGGCAAGACUUGCCGGUCAAGUCAUGUCCCUGUAGGUCUAGUGAGGGCGCUAGAUAUUUGUUUUACAGAACGGCCGAAAUAGCAGAGGCAUUAGCAUAGAAGUGUUAUCUGUGUCUUUCUGAUUUUGACCUGCUGUCAUGCACAGUUGGGGCUGUGCAGCUCCCUAAAUGACAAUAAUCAUUCGCUCAUUGAAAAACCUUGUAUUCACCACAUGUUUCCAUAUGUUUAGCAUAUAGAGGGAGGGAAAGUACAGUGUCGACUCUUGCAAGUCUUCCUUCUGUCCAUCACAAACGGGAAGAAUGUACUUUAUUACAAACCAUAAAAAUCAGAAAAUAUUUUUAAAUACACCAAUAUUUGAAUGCCAAAAUGUGUUGAGACAAUUUCUGUAGAUGCACUGCAUUUGUUUGAGAUUUUUUUUGAUGUUGCUGCUUUGUUGAUGUGAGUUAGAUUGUUAAAGCAGUGGAGCAAUGUGGGGACCCAUUCCCAGCCUUAAGAUAUGCUACUGAAAAGCUAAUGCGAUAAGAAUGCACCUGUCCACAGAACUAUGUGGCUCAACCCACAUGUGGUUUACCAGUUCAUGUAUUACAUUAUCUUUAGUACUUUCACUGUAAAAUGUCAACUGUUCUUGUGUAUUCUGUCGAUUUCCAGUCUUUGUGUGACAAAAAAAGAAGCUUUGCAGAAAUCCAAGUUAUGAAAGUGAGAAUGAAUGACUCAUGUUUGAUGAUGUUCUCAUUUGAAAUUGGUUGAAGGCAUACUCUCCUGCACUCAAGCUUUUCACAAUUGUACAUUUAUUGCUUUCUGAAGUUGUAUUUUACCUUAAGGUAGCAACACAUAGUUAAUAGAACAUGUAGCCCAUAUAAACGCAGUUUUGUUUUAACCUAUAAGCUAUGCAAAUGAAGCCUAUGCUUACAAUAUGUUGGAACAUGCAGUCAAGAUUUACGUUAUAUAACCGUCAAGCUAGUUUCCCCUUAUUUAAUGGGGUCAUAAUCUUACCGAAUAUGAGUAUAAAACAUGGAAGUCAUAAUG